AUGGAAGCCAAGAAAAUACCAAGAUUGAAGUAUUCUUGCCAGCAGUACCCAUAUAGAGAAGAAGGCAAGAAAAUACCAAGAUUGAAGUAUUCUUGCCAGCAGUACCCAUAUAGAGAAGACUGUGACUUGUACUCAAUAUUGGCUAUGAUGGAAGCCAAGAAAAUACCAAGAUUGAAAAGCCAAGAAACAACACCGAUUGAAGUAGAAGUACCAGCAGUACCCAUAAGGAAGAAUAAGCCAGGAAACAACACCGAUUGUAGUAGACGUACAAGCAGUACCCAUAAGGAAGAAGAAGCCAAGAAAAUACCAAGAUUGAAGUAUACUUGCCAGCAGUACAUGACUGGAAGAUGUUCAGACUGUGACUUCCACUCAAUAUUGGCUAUGAUGGAAGCCAAGAAAAUACCAAGAUUGAAGUAUUCUUGCCAGCUGUACCCAUAUAGAGAAGAAGCCAAGAAAAUACCAAGACUGAAGUAUACUUGCCAGCAAUACAAACAUGGAGAAGUUGACUAUGAUGAGCAUGUCCCCCCAAGAGAGGCAUGUGCAUUUUUGAUGCACUCAAGUCACAACUGUGACUUGUACUCAAUAUUGUCUAUGAUGGAAGCCAAGAAAAUACCAAGAUUGAAGUAUUCUUGCCAGCAGUACCCAUAUAGAGAAGACUGUGACUUGUACUCAAUAUUGGCUAUGAUGGAAGCCAAGAAAAUACCAAGAUUGAAGUAUUCUUGCCAGCAGUACCCAUAUAGAGAAGAGAAACCCAGUGGAUUAAAGAACUGA
Molecule: messenger RNA, 771 nt
Organism: Saccostrea cuccullata (small rock oyster)
Lineage: Eukaryota; Metazoa; Mollusca; Bivalvia; Ostreida; Ostreidae
Exons: 12
Coding region: 1-771 (256 amino acids)
Source: RefSeq, a predicted model, not a curated record